Gongylonema pulchrum is the source of this 486-nucleotide messenger RNA. NCBI's taxonomy places the organism in Eukaryota, Metazoa, Nematoda, Chromadorea, Rhabditida, Gongylonematidae. The record is from the annotation of a GenBank genome assembly.
AUGCCGCUUUUCAAAUCGCUGGUUGAUUAUGGACGAGGUGAACGUGAUGGUGACAAGCUUGCGCUUUCUGUUGAGAAGCAUCUCAAAAUUACGCUCUCAAUCCAUCCGGUAAUCCAAAAUACGAUUCAACAAGCAGCCGAGAAGGGACGCAAGGCACGUGUCACUGAUCUUGGCGAACAUGUCGAGAACGCGAUGUUUCUGAAUGCUCUGCAAAAAGGGGUCAAUCGUUGGGUUAAAGAAAUUCAAAAGGUGACAAAACUGGAUCGUGAUGCUGGCUCGGGUACAUCGUUACAAGAAAUGACAUUUUGGUUGAAUUUGGAACGAGCGCUGCAAAAAAUCGCACAAAAAAGAGAAUCAGAAGAGGUGACUCUGACGUUAGAAGCGUUAAAAUGCGGCAAACGAUUUCAUGCAACUGUUUCGUUCGAUGCCGAUACGGGUUUCCAGUUCACUACAUACGCCGGUUUGCUCCAUAUAGGUAUGAAUUAG